CCCCCAAACUAGAAGGCCCAGAGUCUUCCCUGUGACGUCAUAAGAGCCAGUUGCCAUGGGAGACCUUCAGACUCUCCCCCUAGGCAGGGGAGAGCAGGGCCCUGCUGCACGCGAGGCCUGGCCGCUCCUCCCCCACCAUACCGGCCCUCCAUGGAGGCCUUGGUCUGUGCGUUCUCUGAGCUGCGCAUAAGAGAAGAUGCAGUGAGCUGGGCCCGUGGACACCCCAGCCACCCCGACACACCGCCCAACAUCUACGAGGGGGGGCUGGGGGCCCAGCAGCAGCAGUGCCCCAGUGCCCAGGGAAGCAAGCCCAAGAACUUCCGGCUGCGCCACCUCCGGGGCCUGGCUCUCUACCUGCCAGGCCACAUGCAGCCCGCCGGCCAGUGCGAGAGCCACUGGCUGGGCCGGCUCAUGGCAGGGGGCUGCCUGCCACAGCCUGAGGGCACAGCGUGGCCCCUGCACCUGCCACAGAGGACUCUGGGCCCAGGUAACAGCCACUGCUCAGCCCUUCUGGAAGCCCAGCUGCCCAGGGACAGCCUGGGAAACACAGCUUCCAGCUCCAGCAUGGACCCAGCCAAAGGUGCCCCCUCCCAGCCCACUCCCCCCGAGGGCUUGGGGCUCAGGCCCAAGAGGUCCUGGGGGGCCUCGGAGGAGGCCACGUGUCCCUUGUGCAAGAGAACCCGAUCUGGGGCCCUGGAGAGGCUGUAGGGAUCCCCAGUGCCAGGCGUGGGGACAGGAGGGGAAGGAUGGCCAAGGAGGCAGAUCCAUAUCGGAAGGGCUCAGUCCCUAGCAGCAGCCCCUGCACACUGAGGUGGCCCAGGCAGCCAAGUGGCCCCAGAGCCUGGGCCAGCUUGGGGAAACGUGAGGGGGGCGGGAGGAGGAGGUCCCAAGGGGGGACAGAAGAAAGAGAAGCAUGGCCGUGCCCUUGCAGCCUGCUCGAGCUCAAGUCAGCCACUUGCACCUGGGAGUCCGGGCUGAGCGGAGAAUCGGGUUCCCGAGAGGCCUGGGAGCCCUCAGGUCUCAAUAAAAGCCAAGGCCUGCA
Molecule: messenger RNA, 1042 nt
Organism: Microcebus murinus (gray mouse lemur)
Lineage: Eukaryota; Metazoa; Chordata; Mammalia; Primates; Cheirogaleidae
Gene: C19H16orf90
Product: chromosome 19 C16orf90 homolog
Source: RefSeq, a predicted model, not a curated record